Molecule: messenger RNA, 921 nt
Organism: Exaiptasia diaphana
Lineage: Eukaryota; Metazoa; Cnidaria; Anthozoa; Actiniaria; Aiptasiidae
Product: QRFP-like peptide receptor
Exons: 1
Coding region: 1-921 (306 amino acids)
Biological process (GO): G protein-coupled receptor signaling pathway
Cellular component (GO): membrane
Molecular function (GO): G protein-coupled receptor activity
Source: RefSeq, a predicted model, not a curated record
AUGAGAGAGCACGAUAUCGCUGUCUUUGUUCUUGGUUUUCCACUUUAUCUAACUGGGUUUACAGGCAAUGCUUUGGUUAUCCUAGCAGUUUGGAAGAAAGCCAGUCUACGUGCAAUCCCCAACUAUCUUCUGGUAAACAUAGCGGUUUCUGACAUCGUUGCUUUAGUGUUUAUGCCGCUCCCAUUGCUUUUAAAUGUAAUAACAUUAGAAGACGGUGUUCUUGCUGACUAUCUCUGUAAAUUCCUGUUGCUGUUCAACRUUCCAAUUACUUCAGUUUUUGCGUCGAUUUUCACAGUAACUGUCAUGUCUGUAGAGAGAUAUAACGCCGUUAUCAAACCUUUAAAACGUGGAAUUAGACUUCAGAAAGAAAACAUACACUUUGCUAUAAUUGCCAUUUGGUUUGGUGCUGUUUUGGUUACUCUGCCACAUUACAUUGAUGGUGCCUACGCUCAACACACUAAAAAAUGCAGCCAUGAUCAGAGUCGAGAAUCCAUUGAUAAAGACGCCUACAUCAUUACUGAAUUAGUCAUUACCAUUUGUUCGGUAGCCGUGUCGUUCGGAAUAAUCACUUUCUGCUAUUUUAAUAUUGCAAAAGAUUUCUAUUUCAAACAAAAAGUUGCRUCGAGMAAUUUAGGAAUCACKRAAGAAGUAGCAAAGCWACGAACAGUACAAACUCGACAAACUGUGAAACUAUCGCUGACGAUUACAUUGUUGUUUGUUAUUUGUGUGUUUCCUGUGCUUAUCAUAACAUGUUUAAAGGUAUUUGAAGUUCCAAAUCUCAAAAAGCCAUAUACCUACUCGGGCUUUGUGUUUUUUGCCAUGACCUGUCUGAAUCCUUUYAUUCAUUGCUAUCAGAGUAGUCAGUUUCGAGAGGCCUUUAAGGAUAUUCUGGGCCAGUGCUGUCAUUUUCACAUGUGUUAA